AUGUCACAACCCCAAAGUCCCUCGCUCGACGACUGCAGCGUGUCGCAAUAUCGACGUAUACUAACCCCCGAUGGCGAUCCCGCGUCGACGGUAACAUACCCCGUAAGCAUUUCCAGCUGUGAUCGCGCUCUCCACGAAAGUAUCGUACCGGUAGACGAAUGCUCGACUGCAGCCGAUGCCACCAACAGCGAACAUACGCCACAGGAAAGCCGUGAUUCCUCGCCCAGCAGUCAAAUAGACUCUUCCCCGAAUGUCAACGGAGAAACAUCCAUCAAGGAAACCACGACUCAUGCCGACAAGAUGGCUGAUUGGGAACGUAAAGCAAAGGGCGAAGAGGAAGAGACUCUGCUAGCAAAUAUUGUGAACAUAGAUUCAAUCCUCCCCAACUACGAACAGAUCUCCAUUGACCAAUCCAUCAUCCGGCAGCUGGAGAGCGUGACAAAGCUGGCACUGAAGCGGCCCAAAGCUUUCAGUCACGGCGUUCUUGUCGGCAACAAAAUCACAGGAGCGAUCCUCUAUGGGCCACCGGGUACCGGGAAGACCCUUUUGGUAAAAGCUCUGGCUAAACAAUCGGGCUUCAACAUGCUUUCGAUAUCAAGUGCUGACAUUUGGCGGAAGCAUUGGGGCGAAGACGAACAGAUGAUCAGGGCCACGUUCUCCUUGGCUAGGAAGAUCAAGCCCUGCAUCAUAUUUAUCGACGAAGCAGAUGCCAUGCUCGGGGUCAGGAAGGAGGACGAGCAGCGGCAUGUCCGUGCAUACAUAAACCUGUUCCUCAUGGAGUGGGAUGGUUUGGUCUCGGACAUUGAAUCGCCUUUCAUUUUAUUAGCCACCAACCGACCACUCGACCUUGACCCGGCGGUGCUCCGACGCGCUCCGGUGAAGAUACAGCUCGGAAUUCCCACGGAGGCUGAGAGAUGUAAGAUUCUCGAGCUUCUGCUGACGGGUGAGGACCUUCAUCCAGACAUCAACCCGAAAACGUUGGCCAAGAGGACACCGUACUACACUGGAUCUGACCUGAAGAACCUUUGUGUUGCGUCGGCUCUGGAGUGUGUUCGAGAGCAACAGGAGGAUUCGGAGAAACGACAGCUUCAGAAACGGCACUUCGAAGCCGCUAUAGCCAUGAUCCGGGCAACGAAGAUGGACCAGAAGAGUGCGAACCAGUAUGAUAGUUUUAGCAAGAGACCGACAUCUAGAGAUCCACCAAGCAAGACAUAA
This is a messenger RNA of Diplodia corticola, 1215 nucleotides long. RefSeq names its product atpase family aaa domain-containing protein 1-a. The transcript has 3 exons. Bases 1 to 1215 code for a protein of 404 amino acids. Gene Ontology annotation, cellular component: mitochondrial outer membrane. NCBI's taxonomy places the organism in Eukaryota, Fungi, Ascomycota, Dothideomycetes, Botryosphaeriales, Botryosphaeriaceae. The record is from RefSeq and is a predicted model, not a curated record. Gene Ontology annotation, molecular function: ATP hydrolysis activity; ATP binding.